AUGAAUCGCAGAAAACACAACAGAACACCCGACUCGGUCGGUGAAGCUUUGAAGCGAAGGAAGAUCAUUGCUUGCGAACGAUGUCAUUCCCAUAAGAUCAAAUGCUCCGGUGGCCAGCCUUGUGCUAAGUGUCGAGCUGUCGGUUGUGCCGAUGACUGUCGGUACCCUGCACGGGACCGCCAAGUCAAAGUCAGCGAAAGCUAUCUAGAGCAGAUCUUGACCGAAAAUCGACGCCUGAAGGAGCAGUCGGGCUCCUCGGCCAACACCCCCGAACAAGACCAAGCCGAUGGGAGCACCAACCCCGAACUGUCUCGGCCCGCAGGAGAAACACCGGAUGAGGGCAACACCAGUGUUCGGAAUCCAUUGAUCGGUGACAAGGCAUGGUUUCAUGCCUAUGACCCUUCAGCGCCACCAAUCUUUGUUGGCGAAGCGGCCUGUACUGCGUUUGCUACUCGCUUUCGCCAGCUUCUGACGGGGAGUAGUGCCACAGCCCAUAUUCGCCGCACCCAGUAUGUGAAAGAAGAAAAUAUCGCUGCCGCCAAUGCAAACGAGAUUAGAUGGCCGACUCUUCAGCAGGCACGACUGCUUGUUAAGAUUGCGCUGCAGCAAAUCAGUUGUAUUUAUCAUGUUCUCCUGCGCAAGUCCACCCUAGAGAAGCUGGAAGAGAUAUACAGAACCGAAGAUUUUGGGUGUACGGUCAAUCAGUGCAAGUUCUUCGCUCUGUUUGCAUUUGGUGAGGCUUAUUCUAUGAGAAGUGAGCCGUCCUCUGGCUCAAGGGUUCCCGGCACCUCGUACUUUGCCCGCUCGCUGAGCUUGGUACAAGUGCUGCCCGAGAGAACUAGCAUCACGCAUCUAGAGACGCUGUUGUUACUGUCCCUCUUUUCGUACUAUCUGAACCGACGGCACUCGGCGUACGUUUUAAUUGGGAGUGCCAUGCGGCUGGGUUUGUGCAUAGGGUUGAAUCAUAACAUUCCCGAGUCUCAGUGCAGUGAUCCGGUGGAACGUCAGCACCGAGUGCGCAUCUGGUGGACAAUUUACAUAUUUGACCGCAUGUGGGCGUCGAAGAUGGGCCUACCGUCACAGAUACUGGACGAUGAUAUCCAUCUCGAAAAACAAAAAAAAAUUAAAAAAAAACCCCUCUAUGAGGAGCAGUUUUCGGACGCGGAGUUCAUCCAAGCUAACAUAAAGCUCGCUCGUAUAGUGGGCGACACAACCGCGCAGGUAUACAGUCGACGCAAAUACAGCGAGACGUUCUUACAGCGGGUGCAAAAGCUGUUGAAGGCGCUGAAGAACUGGGUGGACACGCUCCCUGAGCAUCUACGGUUGAACGUUGAUGAGCCUGAAAUGAACCGAAAGCACAUCACAUCAAUACACCUUGCAUUUAAUCAAUGCGUCAUCCUCACCACCCGACCAACCCUACUCCACCUUUUCAAACUCAACGACGCUCGCCAAAACACAGACACAGGACCAGGAGAGAAUAUUUCACAACCCGUCUUAACCCUAGGAGAAGCUUGCAUCCAUGCCGCGCGCCACUCACACUCCCUCAUCUUAACCAAGUGGAUCAAUGGCUCCCUGCCGGUAUUUGGCUACUUUCACGCCCACUACCUGUUUUCUUCGUGUAUCGCCCUCGCCAUGUCAAGUUUCCUCCCCAUCGGCAGUCCUGCAGAUAUAGGAGCCUUUGAAACAGGCAUUGAAGUGCUCUCAUCGAUGAGCGAGAACGGCAACCUAGCCGCCUCGGAGUUCUACCACAAUCUCAAACAUGUCAAGAAAUGUCUUGAUCGCUACCGCGCGGAACGACAGCCUGAUGACAUUCGCAGACGACCAUCUUCCGUUGCAACAGCCGCAAUAGACGUCGCAUUCACAUCUGCAUCUGUGGAACCCUCGGCCACAACCACCGCACAGGCAGACGCAACAUCUGGUGCAAUCCUAGCUCCAGAACAAGACUUCAUGAACCCAGGAUAUCGAUACGCGCAGCCAGGCCCAAGCUCUAGCUCAGGGCAAGCACUGGGACAGGAGGAUCCCCUGGCCGCACGCGAGCUGCCAGGCGGCUUCACGACCGCCAUGGCGUUUAUGGAGCCAACAAUGCAGGACUUUCUUGCGCAGUCAGACCUUGAUCUAGGGUUAUUGCAUCCAGUGGAAGCAUUUAUGAAUGAGGCAGAAAAUCUAUAUUCAGGACAUGAGUUUUCCUGA
Messenger RNA from Aspergillus calidoustus, 2190 nucleotides. The record is from the annotation of a GenBank genome assembly. Lineage: Eukaryota; Fungi; Ascomycota; Eurotiomycetes; Eurotiales; Aspergillaceae.